Messenger RNA from Haliaeetus leucocephalus (bald eagle), 2316 nucleotides. It is a transcript of the gene DACT2, whose product is annotated as dishevelled-binding antagonist of beta-catenin 2. The transcript is spliced from 4 exons. The record is from RefSeq and is a predicted model, not a curated record. Bases 1 to 2316 code for a protein of 771 amino acids. Lineage: Eukaryota; Metazoa; Chordata; Aves; Accipitriformes; Accipitridae. Gene Ontology annotation, cellular component: cytoplasm. Gene Ontology annotation, biological process: negative regulation of nodal signaling pathway.
AUGGGGAAGGUGUAUCAGCUGGAGCUGGCUCAAGGCAUCUCAGCGAUGGAAACGAGGCAGAUAAGAGUCAAGCCAGGCUUCUUCUGUAAUGGUGAGUCUCGUUUGAGGAGACAGGAUGUCGGCUUGAAAAGCCACCUGGAUCAGCUAGAUCAGCGAAUAAGUGAGCUGAAAUUGGACGUCAGCAAGACCUCCAGUGAAUACUUGGAUAGUGACAGCCGGCCCAGCUCAGGCUUCUAUGACCUGAGCGACGGUGGUUCUUGCUCGCUCUCCAAUUCUUGUACCUCUGUGUACAGUGAGUCCAUCUCCUCCUCCCACACCAGUCUCUUGCCCGGCUCUCAACACCCUAAAGCAAGGCUCAGUGUGUUUGAUUACCGACCCAAGUCUGCAGACGAAACUACUGUGCACACCACCAGCUUCCAACAGCAGGGAACCUAUGUCAGUGAUGGAUGUCGGAUUACGGCUAGCACAGAUGUUUCUGGGACUCCUGCCAGGUCCCGACCGAGGCCAGUUUCCACAGGUGACUUGGAAAGACUCAUUCCAGCAGACGCUAGAUUUCAGAAAGAGACAGAUCCCAAAUCCAUGUUGCCUCUGUGCCAUGCCGGAGACAUGCCCUUGCUCAGCAUGGACCCCAAAUUCCAGAACGACUUGGUCUCCAAGAAUGGCAUCGACGUGUAUCCUUACCCAAGCCCCCUUCAUGCGGUGGCUUUACAAAGUCCCCUUUUCUCCCUGGUGGGGACAUCCCCAGAAGCAGACCUCCAGGCUCCUCCCAGCAAACCCGUGCCUAUUGCAGCAGGUCCCAACUUGAUUCGGACUAGGCCAACCGCUGAGGCCAAGCCAGGGGGUUACAUCAAUAAAUUACUGCAGCUGACGAGAUGCAAAGGGAACAAUCGGGCUGAUGCCAGUGAGUGGGUUUCAACAAAGAGCCAGCCAGCCACAAUGCACCAGAGACUCAUUAUAACCCCUAGCGCGGGUGGAGUGAAAAUUAACAGCAGCAGUAGCCAGCUGGAAAAACAAGUGAGUUCUCUGGAAAGUAACAAAGCUGAAGGGAAGCUGCAGAGGGAGGUGCCAGAGGGGGAAUGUGCCAAGCAGCAGGAGACUGUGCGCUGUGUGAAUGAAGAACAGCCAUCCACUCGGUCUGACGCAGAGCCAUCAGCUGUGAAUAGUUGCUAUCCUGCCAAGGCAGCAGCAAGGGGCUCUCCUCUGGCAGAAGUGACGGAGAGCAGUGUGGAGUCCAGUUCAUCCUGCUCGCAGCUGUGCCAGGAGGACUCCAGCCCGGGCACCUGGAAUGCUAAAGCCAUCCCACCCAGAAAGCUGCCCCUCAAAAGGUGCGGCAAUGCCAAAUUGGCUAACGCUGGGGGUCAUGAGCGAGCGGCACGGGGCGAAUUUGUUCAUGCUCAGUUUGUCCCAGCAGAAUCCCACCAAGUCCGGGUCAGGUUUGCCAGCUCCAAAACAAAGGCGGUGAAGAUAAAGAGGAGGAACAGUGAAAAGGCUCUACGGCCUGGGAGGCAAGCCUUUUGCGUGGAGAAGGCGAGAGGGUCCCAUGGGGCUGCUAGGCUGCCUGCGGAGUGGAAUCAGCCCCAAAAACCACAUGGAGCGAAGAGCCUCGUGCGGAGACCUUCCUAUUCUGGUGACGUGACCGGCAGGUCGUGCUCAGAGUCUAGCCUGUUCCCAGUGCAGGUAAGGCUCCCCACAGUGCCACCCGGGCCAGAGCUUUACAGAACCUCUGCCAAUGCACUGUAUUCCCUCGAAGCAGCUUGCGCAGAUACAGCCAACAAGAAGAAGCAGCGCAAGUGGCAGUCCACAGUGGAGAUCUCUGCCAAGGCCCACCUGGCCAGCCUCUCGAGCAGCUUUGGCCCAGGAGCACCGAGGCAGCCAGCAAGGAGAGCUGGUGUCUUGCGCACUGUCAGCGUGAGGGCUCGCCCCAAGAGCCAGCGCCACGGAGCUUAUGCCAAAAGCGAGUCAGACCACUCCGAGUACUCUGCAGAGUGCGCUUCCCUCUUUCACUCCACCAUAGCAGAGACCAGCGAAGGGGAGGUCAGCGAUUUCACAGCUAACCGUUUCGGGGACAGCGAGUCCAGUGAAAGCGAUUCGGAUGGCAGCAGUAACAGCAGCAGCCUUGCCCUUGACUAUGACGAGGGGGAUGAAAGUGAGCUGAUUUGGCCCGAAGGUUCGGUCAGACAAUCAGGGACUGUCCAGGCCUCUUCCAAGCCUCUUCCCCCGGUGCCCAAAAUCUGUCGCAUCAAAGCUUCAAAAGCACUGAAGAAGAAGAUUAGGAGAUUCCAACCUGCCUCUCUGAAGGUCAUGACCAUGGUUUAA